Molecule: messenger RNA, 3274 nt
Organism: Haliaeetus leucocephalus (bald eagle)
Lineage: Eukaryota; Metazoa; Chordata; Aves; Accipitriformes; Accipitridae
Gene: MYSM1
Product: Myb-like, SWIRM and MPN domains 1
Exons: 22
Coding region: 8-2548 (846 amino acids)
Biological process (GO): double-strand break repair
Cellular component (GO): BRISC complex; BRCA1-A complex
Molecular function (GO): polyubiquitin modification-dependent protein binding; metallopeptidase activity
Source: RefSeq, a predicted model, not a curated record
CGGUGUCAUGGCGGCGGCGGCGGAGGAGCCGGAGGUGGAUAUCGAAGGGGACCCGGCGGCCGUGCCCGGAGAGGCGGUGCCGGGAGGUCGUGAAAACACAGCUUCAAGCUUGCUGCAGGAUCACUAUCUUUAUUCAUCUUGGAGAACUGACAACAGUCUCCCAUGGACAUUGGACAGCAGCAUUAGUGAAGAAAACAGGGCUGUCAUUGAGAAAAUGUUGCUGGAAGAAGAAUAUUAUUUAUCUAAUAAAUCACUUUCUGAAAAAAUAUGGUUCAAUCAAAAGGAAGCAGAGAAGAGAUCUAUGAAAAGCCCACAUAAGAAAACUGGAAAAGUCAUGGUGCGAUCACCUACAAAAUCAGCUAGCUACUCAUUAAAGUGGACAUCAGAAGAAAAAGAACUGUUUGAACAAGGACUGGUGAAAUUUGGCCGCCGGUGGACGAAAAUUGCCAAGUUGAUUGGAAGUCGUACUGUUCUACAAGUAAAGAGCUAUGCUCGGCAGUAUUUUAAGAACAAGGCAAAAAAUGGUGAUUCUGAAAAAGAAGAGCAAAGUCAGUGUGGGAGCAGUCUUCCCACUGAAGAUGGGAUAAGGGUAGAAGCGUGGUCGUCUGGAAACUUGAGAGGCCGUGCAGAUCCCAAUCUGAAUGCAGUGAAAAUUGAAAAGCUAUCAGAUGAUGAAGAAGUAGACAUAACUGAUGACAUGGAUGAACUACUUUCUCCUACCUUCCAGCAAGAAACUGGAAAAUCUGCAUUAUCUGUUGUUUCAAAAAGUCCAGUUGAAGAAAGGAAGGGAAUGGAACAUGGUUUUUCAUCUGUUGGACACAGUUCUGCAAUUUCUUUAGCUAAAGAGGAUCUUCAACAUACCAAGCAAGAUACAGUGGAUGCAUUAGUAUUUCCAGGUGUUGCAGCAACAUGUUCUCCGCACCUGAACGGUGACAAAUCUGUGAACCUAGAUUACCAGCAAUACAAUAAUUCUGUUGAGAAAGCUGAACAAGGCAGACUAGUAACAUCUAGUGGUACUAAACGAGUAACUGAUCAGGAGCGUAAUGAGGAACAGAGAGACUUGGCUGAUAAUGGAUUGCUUUUUCCUUCCCCCUGCCAAGUGGAUGAAGAUCAUCAAGAAGAAGCAGAGGAGCUUAAGCCACCUGAUCAAGAAGCAGAGGUUGACAGAAGCAUCAUUCUGGAAGAAGAAAAGCAAGCUAUUCCUGAAUUUUUUGAAGGGCGCCAGGCCAAAACACCAGAGCGUUAUUUGAAAAUUAGGAAUUAUAUUUUGGAUCAAUGGGAGAGAUGUAAACCCAAAUACCUGAAUAAGACUUCGGUACGUCCAGGCCUUAAGAACUGCGGUGAUGUUAACUGCAUUGGACGGAUCCACACAUACUUGGAACUAAUAGGAGCAAUUAACUUUGGCUGUGAACAGGCUGUCUAUAACCGACCGCAACCAGCUGAUAAAACACGAUCCAAAGAAGGCAAAGACACAGUGGAAGCAUACCAGCUUGCUCAGCGCUUGCAGUCCAUGCGUACAAGAAGACGGCGAGUGCGAGACCCUUGGGGAAACUGGUGUGAUGCAAAGGAUUUGGAAGGACAGACAUUUGAGCAUCUGUCUGCUGAAGAAUUAGCAAGAAGAAGAGAAGAAGAAAAACUGAAACCUGCAAAAUCUUCUAAAGGUUCAAGACAAAUAAAAAGUUCCUUUGAUCCCUUUCAGCUGAUACCGUGCUGUUUAUUCACUGAAGAAAAACAGGAACCUUUUCAGGUGAAAGUGUCUUCCGAAGCACUUUUAAUAAUGGAUUUGCACUCUCAUGUGUCUAUGGCAGAAGUAAUAGGGCUGCUAGGUGGAAGAUACUCUGAAGCUGAUAAAAUUGUAGAAGUUUGUGCAGCAGAGCCGUGCAAUAGUCUCAGUACAGGCCUGCAGUGCGAGAUGGAUCCAGUAUCUCAGACGCAGGCCUCGGAAACGCUGGCCGCCAGAGGAUACAGUGUUAUUGGGUGGUACCAUUCCCACCCGGCCUUUGACCCCAACCCCUCAAUACGAGAUAUUGACACGCAGGCUAAAUACCAGAGUUAUUUCUCCAGGGGUGGUGCCAUGUUCAUUGGAAUGAUUAUAAGUCCUUACAACCGAAAUAAUCCUCUUCCAUAUUCUCAGAUUACUUGUCUAGUAAUUAGCGAUGAGAUCAGUUCUGACGGUUCCUACCGCCUGCCCUACAAAUUUGAAGUACAGCAGAUGUUGGAGGAACCUCAGUGGGAAUUAAUAUUUGAAAAAACACGAUGGAUAAUUGAAAAAUACAGAUUCUGCCAUAGCAGUGUCCCCAUGGAUAAAAUUUUUCAUAGAGAUUCUGACCUGACUUGUUUGCAGAAACUUUUGGAGUGCAUGAGGAAGACGUUGGUCAAGGUUGCGGUCUUUCUGAUCUUCCGUUCUAUGGGGAGAUGUUAUGUUGUUCCGCCAGAUCAUUGUGAUUUGUCCACUUCUAAUUGCCACUGUUUCCUGUGGAAACAAGAGCUCUUGAUUGAUGGCAAACUGAGUGCAACAAGCAGAAAAUUUGAGCUACACUCUCGGUGAGAAAGCAUUCCUUCCCUACUUAGUUGUGGUCUGCGGUGUAAGGUAUUCUUUUGGAGUUUUGCAUAGGUUACUUUCUAGAAAAAUCACACGGUGUAAAUGUAUGUACUAAAAGCUGUAAUUAGUUCUGAUUUGUAGGAAGAGAAUUUUGAACCUCUUGUGUAACAGCAAUAGGAAGUAGAUAAUGUUCUUUGUCCACAUACAGUCUAUUUCCAGGCAUUUAAGGAUGGAUGUCAGUAUUAACCCAGUAGUGGUAACAAUGUGCUGGCUGCUUCUCUAUUUAAUGAUUAAAAUGAGUUAAAGUACUACAGUUGUAUUCAUUGGAUUUAACAGUGAUGUUAUGUAAGAAAAGUUUUGAGUAAAACAUACUUGAAGCAGUUUGUCUCUUGAGAAGAGGAUGUGGUGCAGUAUUGAGCCUUUGACAUGCACACAAAGACUCCAGAUUCUGUAAGAGUUCAUUAGCAGGGUGGUGUGGGAGGAAAUAAAACUGCUAGACCAUCCUAAUCCAGUAUUAUCACCCAAUACUGUAUGUGAAUUGGAAAGACCACACUUGUGAUGCUAAGUAAUAAUUUUGUUGGCAGGAAAGAACUAACCUACUCUUCGUAAUUUAUUUUGACUGUGCAGUUAACAAUACGAGUUUGGAAGUUGCAUGCUUCUAAGAAGAUAAAAAUCCAUUUUACUAAUACUACCAGUUUUGCUACCAAACGCAUAUAAGGCAUUAAAUAUUUU